CAAGGCGUGCACGCGCACUGUGUUUAGCUGUAUCGCUUGGCUACGGUUAUUCUGGGCUGAAAGAUGAGAAACCGCGGAGCUUCCCAGCUGGGAUGUUGUGGCUAGACCGCGUUGGCUUAUCUGUACCGCUAGUGUUAGGCUCAGGAGACUGUGAGAAGCCGAGGGGGAGGUGAGGUGUGUCUGAAGCGUGUAGGCUCUGCGAUGAAGAAGAUUUUUGGCUUCGGAAGUAAGAAGGGCGAGUCGCUCUUCGGCUCCUCCACCACCCCGCGGAGAGAGAGCGGUAAUCGGGUCAACUCCCGGCCCGAGUACCACAUCCGACCCAAGGAUCUCGGGAAGGUCCACAAAGCUGCCAGCGUGGGCAACGUAGCCAAAGUGCAGCAGAUUCUGUUGCUUGGGAAGAAUGGCUUGAACGACAGGGACAAGAUGAACAGGACUGCUCUCCAUUUGGCCUGUGCCAAUGGCCAUCCGGCAGUGGUAACUCUCCUAGUGGAGAGAAAAUGCCAGCUUAACCUCUGUGACAACGAAAACAGGACAGCGCUGAUGAAGGCCAUACAAUGCCAGGAAGAGGAGUGUGCAACUAUUCUGCUGGAACAUGGUGCCGACCCAAAUGUCAUGGACGUCAGUGGCAACACUGCUCUCCACUAUGCUGCCCUUUAUCAGAAUAUAUCACUCGCAGCAAAGCUGCUUUCACAUGACGCCAACAUUGAAGCAAGCAACAAGGAGGGCUUCACACCACUUUUACUUGCUGUAAGUGAAAACAAGCAGCAAAUGGUGGAAUUUUUAGUAAAGAAAGAAGCAAAUAUACAUGUAGUUGAUAAGAUGAAAAGAACAGCCCUCAUACUUGCUGUAAACAAUGAUUCAACAAAUAUAGUCAGGCUUCUUCUUCAAGAAGGUAUUGAUGUCUUUUCUCAAGAUUUCUGUGGAAGGACCGCAGACGAAUAUGCUCGUAUUUAUGGUUUUCAUAUCAACUGCCAACUGAUUUCUGAAUAUAAAGAAGAAAAGAGACCUAAAACUCCUUCUCAAAAUAGCAACCCAGUGGUUAAGAAUUCUGAAGAAGAGUCUUUAAGCAGCCUUUCCAACAAACCUGGUGUUGAUGAUUCAUGGCCUACAUCAGAGGAUGAAGACUUAGAUUUUGAUACCAAGAAUGUCCUGAAACCAAGUUUAACAAAGCUAAUGAGUGCUUUUCAGCAAUCCAAGAAAAACAUAGAAGCAAAAUGUGGCAUCGUGAGACCAGAAGAGAGAACCUUCUUUGAGCACAAUAGUUCUGAUAGUGGAAAUGAAGAUGUGGCCAAAACCUUUCCCAAACCAUCAAUCCAGGGGGUCACUCAUCCUGCUUUCCCAUCACCUGAACCUCUCCCAAAACCUCUCAAGUCUUUAGCAGGCCUUGGUCUUACAAAGGAAGGAGCAACAAAUCCAGAAAUUGAGGAAAAAGAAAAUGAUACUGAUAUUGAAAGUGCUCCACAAGAGCAAACAGAUCAUAACAAUUUGACUUCUGUUGAUGGAGCUCAGAAAAAUAAUAGGAAUGAUAUGAUGUCAGCGUUAGGAUUAGGAGAAGAGGAAGGUAUAGAAUCACCUUGGGAUUCUGAGAGUAUCUCUGAGAGACUUCCAGAGAAGUAUGUUGAUCAUUUAUCUGGAGCUGCAGGUCAAAGAGGAAAAAAUAUAUUAAAUGGACAAGUAGAAGAUGUGCCUUAUAUACCUUCUUGCAUGAGUGGAUCGAGAAACUUUAAGAUGACUAAACUAGAGGAUCCAAGAAAUGUAGGCAUACCAGUAGCCCACAUGGAUUCUCCUGAAAAAUAUCCUCACUUGAAGCCUGCAGUUGGAGUGAAAGAUUCUGUUCCUAAUAAAACAGUAGGAAUGAAGGAUUUACAAACAUCCAGAUCAGAUAUGAUGUCAGCAUUAGGAUUAGGAGAAGAGGAAGGUAUAGAAUCAUCUUCGGAUUCUGAGAGUAUCUCUGAGAGACUUCCAGAGAAGUAUGUUGAUCAUUUAUCUGGAGCUGCAGGUCAAAGAGGAAAAAAUAUAUUAAAUGGACAUGUAGAAGAUGUGCCUUAUAUACCUUCUUGCAUGAGUGGAUCGAGAAACUUUAAGAUGACUAAACUAGAGGAUCCAAGAAAUGUAGGCAUACCAGUAGCCCACAUGGAUUCUCCUGAAAAAUAUCCUCACUUGAAGCCUGCAGUUGGAGUGAAAGAUUCUGUUCCUAAUAAAACAGUAGGAAUGAAGGAUUUACAAACAUCCAGAUCAGAUAUGAUGUCAGCAUUAGGAUUAGGAGAAGAGGAAGGUAUAGAAUCAUCUUCGGAUUCUGAGAGUAUUUCUGAGAGUCUUCCAGAGAAGUAUGUUGAUCAUUUAUCUGGAGCUGCAGGUCAAAGAGGAAAAAAUAUAUUAAAUGGACAAGUAGAAGAUGUGCCUUAUAUACCUUCUUGCAUGAGUGGAUCGAGAAACUUUAAGAUGACUAAACUAGAGGAUCCAAGAAAUGUAGGCAUACCAGUAGCCCACAUGGAUUCUCCUGAAAAAUAUCCUCACUUGAAGCCUGCAGUUGGAGUGAAAGAUUCUGUUCCUAAUAAAACAGUAGGAAUGAAGGAUUUACAAACAUCCAGAUCAGAUUUGUCAGCAGAGGUAGACUUAGAAAUAACAUCGGAGGAAGCACAAGAAAGGCUUGAUGGAAGUGAAAAUAACCACUCACAGGAUAAAGUUAUUUUACAAACAUGUACCCUGACAGAAAAGACAUCUGAAAAUCAAAUCAAGCCAAUUGAUCUUAUGCUUUUGCAUCUGCAAAAAAUGCCUCAAGAACCAGAAAUGAAUAAGGAAUGUGAUAGAGAGGACAUAUCUGUAUGUUCAGGACUUCCUUGUGUACAAAAGCAUGAGGAAAUGUGGAUCAAACAAGGCAAAUUAGGGUGGAAAAAUAACUUCAAACACAUCACAAAUAAGUUAAAGUGGAAGUUUGGUGGAACUUUUGAAAAAUACAAAAUUACUGUUUGUCCUGAGGAAGAGCCACUACAUGAUGACCCUAAAGAAGGAGCAAACAUAAAGGAAAUACCUUCUAAUUUGAAAAAUAAUAUACCUGACUGUGAGGCAAAAGUUGCAUUUGGAGUAUCUGUCUCUCUAGCAUUCCAAGCAUUUCCUGAACAAAAAGACCCCAGUCUUGAAAAUGUUUUUCCAUCUUAUUUAACCUCUGGGUCUUGGGGACAUGCUUGCCCAUCAUCUUCACAGCUUUAUUUAACUGAAAUUAAAUUAGACUAUGAAAGUGAUAAACCAGACACUGAACAUGUUUUUAACAAAAAUGAGGAGAGUUUUUAUAAUGAUACAGAAAAUAAAAAAGUAAGGGACCCAGUAGUUACAUUUGAAAUGCAAGAAGACCAAGAGUUUGAUAUGCAAAUGUUACAAAAUAUGAACCAAAAUACCACUAAUUGGAAAUUAGAUAUCGGAUGUAUACCUCAGUCUAGUGAUCCCAAAAGACUUUUUGAUUUAUGGCUUGCCCGCUCCAAUGAAAUGAAACACAUGAUUCAAAUAAAAAGUCGUGAUAUUUCUGCUGUUACAAAUACUUAUAAGAAAACCAAACCAAUACAAGACUGGUUCCAGAAGCCAUUGCUUGCAGAUAAUUGCAGUGCUAAUAACUCUAAAAGCAUGCAACCUGAAUUAGAAAAUGGGAGUUCUUCUCCACUGAAUAGUAACAGAAGAUCCCAAGUGUAUCUAAAUGAAGAAUUACAGCAAAAUAUGCAAAGGCUUAAGAAUGAGAUAGCCAUGUUACAAGUAGAGUUCCUGGCUUUCAGACAACGGAAAAUUCAACUUCAAAAAGAGGUUGAAGAAGCAAAGAAGAAGCACAAAAGUAGUGAAAUGGAAGUAUCAGAAAACAUAUAUGAUGCUGAUGAUAGUGGAUUAAUUCAACAGAGAAAGAGCAGAAAAACUAAUAACCAACAGUUUCCUAUCAUGGAGAAUGAAGAUUCUGAUAGCGGUCCUGGCGUGCACAUGAAGGAAGUAAAGAAAAAUGAAAAUGAAAAAUGGACAUCAAAAGAAUGUGUGAUUACACCAAUGUUUGAGAAGGCUGAUUCACUGAUUGGUGGUCUGCUACACAUGAAGGAUGACAGCAGUUUAAGUGGAGUAGAUCAGGAUGAUGGCAGGGCUACAAAGGAAACACCUAAUGAAAAGAACAAGGUCAAAGAGCAAAUUAAUUCUAUGGAUGACCUUGAUGACUUAACUCAGUCAUCUGAAACAGCUUUGGAGGAUUGCCAGAUGCUUUACUCUAAUUAUAAGAAUUCCAUGUUGCUAAUAGAACAACUUGGCAUGGAGUGUAAAGAUUCUGUUAGCUUAUUGAAAAUUCGGGAUGCAGUUCUUUCAUAUGAAAGAUUAAUAGAUCUUAAAAAAGAUAACUGUGAACUACUUACAGAAAAAAAUAAAAAAAUGGAAAGUAAGGUUACUGGGCUACAAAAGGAGCUAUCAGAAACAAAAGAAAUGAAAUCAGAGUUAGAGCAUCAAAAAGUGGAGUGGGAACAAGAGCUCUGCAGCUUGAGAUUCACCCUAAAACAAGAAAAAAAGAAGAGAAGAAAUGCUGACAGGUUAUAUGAAAAAAUUAGGGAGCAGUUAAGAAGAAAAGAAGAGCAAUACAGUAAAGAAGUUGAAAUGAAACAACAACUUGAACUCACUCUCAGAGCACUAGACAUGGAACUGAAGACUGUGAGAAAUAAUCUGAAUCAGGUGUCCGAUAGUCCUGAAAAAGAAAAAGAUCUGUUACAUAAAAACCACAUGUUGCAGGAUGAAGUUGCCAUGCUAAGACUGGAAAUCGACACAAUAAAAUGUCAGAACCAGGAAAAGGAAAAGAAAUAUGUUGAGGACAUUGAAAUUGUAAAAGAAAAGAAUGAUGAUCUUCAAAAGACAAUAAAACUGAAUGAGGAAACAUUAACAAAGACAAUAUUCCAAUAUACUGGACAGCUUAAUGUUCUGACAGCUGAGAAUGCAAUGCUAGACUCUAAGCUGGAGAAUGAAAAACAAAGCAAAGAAAGACUGGAAACAGAACUGGAAUCCUAUCGUUCUAGACUGGCUGCUAAGAUACAUGAUCACCAUCAAAGUCAGACAUCAAAAAGAGACCUGGAACUUGCCUUCCAGAGACCAAGAGAUGAGUGGUUACGCUUGCAGGACAAAAUGAAUUUUGAUGUGUCUAACCUGAAAGAUAACAAUGAGAUGCUUUCCCAGCAACUUUCUAAAGCUGAAAGUAAAUUCAGUAGCCUAAAAACCAAGUUCCAUCACACGAGGGAUGCUCUCAGAGAAAAGACUUUGGUGUUAGAACGUGUACAGAGAGACCUAAGCCAAGCACAGUGUCAAAAGAAGGAACUUGAACACAUGUAUCAAAGCGAACAAGGCAAAGUGAAUAAAUACAUUGGAAAGCAGGAAUCCUUAGAAGAGAGAUUAUCUCAACUCCAGAGUGAAAACAUAUUGCUCAGACAGCAACUGGAUGAUGCGCAAAACAAAGCCAACAGUAGAGAGAAGACAGUAAUUAACAUCCAAGACCAGUUUCAGGAGAUUGUGAAAACACUUCAAGCUGAAAGUGAAAAACAAGGUCUGAUGCUGGAGGAAAGGAACAAGGAGUUAAUCAAUGAAUGUAAUCAUUUAAAAGAGAGAAUGUAUCAGUAUGAAAAUGAGAAAACAGAAAGAGAAGCACUUGUGAGACAACUUCAACAAGAACUGGCUGAUACCCUAAUAAAGCAAUCUAUGUCAGAGGCUUCACUGGAGGCCACGUCACGUUAUCGUACUAAUUUAGAAGAUGAGGCACAGGAUUUAAAGAAAAAAUUACGUCAAGUCACAAGUCAGUUGCAAGAAGCACAGGAUCGACGUACAGAGGCCAUGAGAUGUGCUGAGAAGACGCAGGAUCACAUCCAAAAGCUUGAAAUUGAAAAUGCCAAGUUAAAAGCUACAGUCAAAAAGCAAGCGGAUAAAAUUGAAGAGCUUCAGAAAAACCUGUUAAGUACAAGUUCAGAUGAAAAGGAGCAAUUAAAGAAAUAUAUUGAGUUAAAACAGUCUCUGGAAUAUAGUUUGGAUCCAGAAAUGAAGAAAAAUAGUGAAUUUGAAAAAGAGAUUACUGGACUUAAGAAACUCUUAAAAAUGCCAAGAAGGAAGUUAAAUGAAUAUGAAAAUGGAGAGCUUAGUUUCCAUGGAGAUUUAAAAACCAGUCAAAGUGAAAUGGAUAUUCAGAUUAAUAUGCUAAAACAUAAGAUUGAUGACCUUACAGCAGAACUGGAAACUGAAUCUUCAGAAUGUCUACAUCUGGGUGCAAAAAAUCAAGUUCUUCAACGGGCGUUAUUAUCUAUAAAAGUAAUGCAAAAGAAAUGUGAAAAACUAGAGAAGAAUGAAAAGAAGUUGGAACAAGAAGCAGUGAACCUCAGAAGUCAUAUAGAAAUGAAUAUGAUAGAACACAGUCAAGUAGAGCAGUAUAAAUGGGAGGUUGAAGAAAGAGCAAGACAGGAUAUAAUAGAAAAAUUAAAAGAAGUCAACCUAUUUUUACAGACACAAGCAGCAUCUCAAGAAAACUUAGAGCAGUUAAGAGAGAAUCAUAAUGCUUCAAUAAGAAGUCCAAUGGAACUGAGAAUUAAAGAUCUGGAAUCUGAACUCUCCAAAAUGAAAACUUUUCAAGAAGAUUCUACUAAAGCAGAGUUGGAAAAAUAUAAGCAACUCUACCUCGAAGAACUAAAAGUUAGAAAGUCAUUGGCAAAUAAACGAAACAAGACUAAUGAGAGGCUGGCAGAGGUCAGUACCAAACUGCUGGUGGAGAAACAGCAGCACAGAUCUUUACUCAGCACUCUUACUACGAGGCCAGUCCUGAAGCCACCUUGUGUAGGAAAUAUUAAUAAUAGUUUAGUGCUCAAUAGAUAUCUUACUCCAGGAGAAAACUUAGAGAUUUCUACCUCAAGUUCACGCCCUUCACAUGAGAGCAUGGAGAUGUACUUGACCAAGAUGUGGCAGGAGAUGGAAAAAAAUAUAACUAGAGUACUAGAAAAAGCUGCUGCUGUUGAAUCAGCAUGCUAUAGAGCUUCUCAUCUAGGAGCUACUGAUGAGUCAAAUCUAAAUCAAGAUCUAGUUUUGAAAACAUCACGAGAAUAUGUACAGAUUUUGAAGAAAGAUUAUAUGAUCUAAAAGAAAAAUAGUAAAAAUUUCCCUCCUGGGUUGUUUGCAUAACAUUUUAGUUGUUUCCCAUUAAACAUGACGUGAA
Molecule: messenger RNA, 7192 nt
Organism: Mesoplodon densirostris (Blainville's beaked whale)
Lineage: Eukaryota; Metazoa; Chordata; Mammalia; Artiodactyla; Ziphiidae
Product: ankyrin repeat domain-containing protein 26-like
Molecular function (GO): protein binding
Source: RefSeq, a predicted model, not a curated record